UCAACUGAGAAAAUUACUGAGCCAGUGUAGCAAACACACCAAGCAAUGGAGUCAACUGAGAAAUUACUCACCCAAUGUGGGCGGCGCAGUUUCCUCCCCGCUUCACUUCAUUUCUACCCACUCUCCUUCUGUCUAUUCUACUUGCCCAAUAUUAAAUAGAGUCGAUUUCACCCCGAUCCCCUUCACCUUCAAUUUCACAGCCCCCCUUUCUCUCCUUUUGUCGUCGAUCUCGAAGAAACACACGCUAAACAUGAGACAGCCUCGAGUUAUCAUGGAGGUCGGUGACGACGGCGUUGCGAUCAUCACCAUCUCCAACCCUCCCGUCAAUGCUCUCGCACUUACAAUUUUUGAUGGACUGAAGGAGAAGUAUAGUGAGGCGAUGAGAAGAGAUGAUGUCAAAGCUGUUGUUCUUACCGGUGAUUCUGGAAAAUUCUCUGGUGGCUUCGACAUAAAUGUGUUUGGGAAGGUGCAUAGAACAGAAGAUAGUUCCGUCUUACCUGAGACAUCUAUUAGCAUCUUAGUCAAUGUAAUAGAAGAUGGAAAGAAGCCUACUGUUGCUGCUCUGCAAGGACUCGCACUUGGAGGUGGACUGGAACUAGCUUUGGCUUCUCAUGCACGAAUUGCUGCACCAAAGACACUACUUGGUCUGCCUGAACUUACUCUUGGCAUUAUUCCUGGUUCAGGAGGCACACAGCGUCUCCCUAGGCUUAUCGGGCUGCCUAAAGCACUUGAACUUAUGCUGUUUUCUAAACCGAUAACAUCAGAAGAAGGAAAAGAUCUGGGCCUUGUUGAUGCUGUUGUUCCUUCUGAUGAAUUAUUAAAAGCAUCCUGCCAAUGGGCACUAGACAUCAUUGAGAGGCGCAAACCAUGGAUGCGCUCUCUUCAUAGGAUAGACAAACUUGGUUCCCUGCCAGAAGCGGUUGAUACUAUAAAAACUGCAAGGCAACAGGCCAAACAGACUUUUAAAAAUUUGCCUCAGCACCAGGCAUGCCUUGAUGUAAUUGAGGAAGGAAUCAUUCAUGGUGGUUAUCAUGGAAUUUUGAAGGAGUCACGGGUAUUUAAAGAGCUAAUCUCUACAGACACAUCAAAAGGUCUAGUGCAUGCAUUUUUUUCUCAAAGGGCAACAAGUAAGGUUCCAAAUGUUACUGACAUUGGACUUAAACCAAGAAAAAUAAACAAAGUCGCUGUUAUUGGUGGAGGGCUAAUGGGUUCUGGUAUAGCUACAGCACUAAUUUUGAGCGAUAUUAAUGUCAUUCUCAAAGAGAUCAAUUCUGAGUAUCUUCUGAAGGGGAUAAAAGGAAUUGAAGGGAAUGUGCGAGGUCUGGUAUCAAGGAAAAAAUUGGCAAAGGAUAAAGCAGAGAGAGCCCUUUUGAUGCUUAAAGGCACUUUGGACUAUGCUGAUUUCAAGGAUGUGGAUAUGGUUAUUGAGGCUGUUAUUGAACAUAUUCCUCUGAAGCAGAAGAUUUUUGCUGACAUUGAGAAGGCAUGCCCACCCCACUGUAUUUUGGCUUCAAAUACUUCUACUAUUGACCUUAAUAUAAUUGGAGAAAAGACCAAAUCACAAGAUCGGAUAAUUGGUGCACAUUUUUUCAGUCCUGCUCAUGUGAUGCCUCUCUUGGAAAUUGUACGGACAGAGAAGACUUCUGCACAAGUAAUUCUUGAUUUAAUGACUGUUGGGAAGAUCAUAAAGAAAGUUCCUGUGGUAGUUGGGAACUGCACUGGUUUUGCAGUUAAUAGAGCCUUCUUCCCCUAUUCUCAAAGUGCACAACUUCUGGUACAGUUGGGGGUGGAUAUUUUUAGAAUCGAUCAGCUUAUCAGCAAUUUUGGCCUUCCAUUUGGCCCAUUCCAGCUUCAGGAUGUUGCAGGAUACGGAGUAGCUGUUGCAACAACAGAAGUAUUCCGCUUAUCAUUUUCUGACAGGACUUUUCAAUCUCCAUUGCUCAAGCUUCUCAUGAAGAAUGGGAGAAAUGGUAAAAGUAAUGGAAAAGGAUAUUAUAUCUAUGAGAAAGGAAGCAAGCCCAAACCUGAUCCUUCCGUGCUCCCCAUAAUAGAGGAAUCUAGAAGAAUUACAAAUAUUAUGCCCGGUGGCAAGCCUAUAUCUGUUACCGAUGAAGAAAUUGUUGAGAUGAUAUUUUUUCCAGUGGUGAAUGAGGCAUGCCGUGUAUUAGAUGAUGGGGUGGUUGUCCGAGCAUCGGAUCUGGAUACUGCUUCUAUUCUUGGCAUGAGUUUCCCAUCUUAUCGCGGUGGUAUUGUUUUCUGGGCAGACACCAUUGGGGCAGAUCGCAUAUACAAAAGUCUUCAGAAGUGGUCUGAGUUAUAUGGUAACUUCUUCAGACCAUCAAGGUAUCUGGAAGAAAGAGCGACCCGAGGCAUCCCAUUGAGUGCACCCGCCUCAACAUCUUCUGCAGCAAAGCCGCGCCUGUGAUUCUCCUGCUGGAUAUUUUGGGUGAGGGGGAGAAAAUAAUUUUAUUUGGUUCCAAUCAAGUGAUAGCAUUGUUUAGCAAUAUUUAACAUAUGGCCUCCUCAAUCAGCCCUUCAUUCCGACUCCCAACUCCCAUAGUAAAAAUAAAGAGCAGAAAUCUACAUGUUUUCGUAGUGGUGUUAAAUAAAAUAUUGGUUUUGAAUGGUGAUGGAAGCAUCGAUAUAUGUGUUGAUCUAACAUGUACGAACUUAUUAUCAGAUUGUAUACUAUGUAGAGUAAGUGUGGAAUGAUUGCAAAAUUGAUGUUGGCUAGAGUAAUACUCCCAUCUCCUUCAUCA
This is a messenger RNA of Salvia miltiorrhiza (redroot sage), 2759 nucleotides long. Its product is annotated as peroxisomal fatty acid beta-oxidation multifunctional protein AIM1. Gene Ontology annotation, cellular component: peroxisome. The record is from RefSeq and is a predicted model, not a curated record. The transcript is spliced from 18 exons. Gene Ontology annotation, biological process: fatty acid beta-oxidation. The coding region runs from base 251 to 2425 and encodes 724 amino acids. Lineage: Eukaryota; Viridiplantae; Streptophyta; Magnoliopsida; Lamiales; Lamiaceae. Gene Ontology annotation, molecular function: NAD+ binding; (3S)-3-hydroxyacyl-CoA dehydrogenase (NAD+) activity.